Molecule: messenger RNA, 2955 nt
Organism: Fusarium verticillioides 7600
Lineage: Eukaryota; Fungi; Ascomycota; Sordariomycetes; Hypocreales; Nectriaceae
Exons: 8
Coding region: 1-2955 (984 amino acids)
Cellular component (GO): cytosol
Molecular function (GO): flavin adenine dinucleotide binding; FMN binding; aromatase activity
Source: RefSeq, a predicted model, not a curated record
AUGUCUAAGCAAAUCCCAAACCCCAAGGGUUACCCUUUCAUCGGCAAUGUGCUCGAUGUGAACCCAGACCAUCCUCAGGAAAGUCUUGCACAAAUUUCUGAAUCAUAUGGACCGAUCUUCAGACUCUAUCUUCCAGCUGAAAGGAUCUUUGUUGCUAACUACGCCCUCGCAAAAGACCUGUUUGAUGAGGCGAGAUUCGAGAAAGCUGUUAUAGGUCCUCUGGAACAAGUCCGUAAUGCUACUAAGGAUGGCCUGUUCACGGCGUACCCAGGAGAGCACAACUGGGAGGUUGCACAUCGAACCCUCAUGCCAGCUUUUGGGCCUCUUUCUAUCCAGAACAUGUUUGGUGGUGCGUAUUGUAUAACAUUUAGUUCUGGGAUGCAGGACAUCGUGUCUCAGAUGGUUACAAGAUGGGCUAGAUUUGGGCCACGUACACCCAUCGACGUCUCAACAGAUUUCACAAAGCUGACACUCGAUUCAAUUGCCCUAUGUGCCAUGGGAGAACGGUUCAACUCGUUCUACCAUGAUGAUAACCAUCCCUUUGUGGGCGCCAUGAACAACAUGCUUGUCGAGUCUUUUGCCCGUUCUCGACGCCCGGCCUUUGCCUCUGCCGUAAUGAAAGCCAGUAACGCGAGAUACGAAUCCGAUAUUGCCGAGCUGGAGAACAUCUCGAGGGAGCUUCUUGAAGCACGUCGACAGAAUCCCGUAGACAAGAAGGACCUCCUCAAUGCAAUGAUCAACGGUAGAGAUCCCAAGACGGGCGAGGGACUAGGUGACGACGCUAUCAUACGAAACAUGAUAACAUUUCUAAUCGCGGGCCACGAGACCACGUCUGGUCUUUUAUCCUUUCUCUUUUACCUGUUGCUCGAAACACCCUCAGCUCUCAGGCGAGCGGUGGAGGAGGUCGACAGGGUUCUUGGCUCCCAACUCAUCACGGUUGCACAUCUCGCCAAGUUGCCUUAUAUCGAUGCCUGCCUGAAGGAAACGCUACGACUCUACCCCACGGCACCCGGGUUCACUCUCCGGGCGAAAGGGGACCAGGUAUUGAAUAAUGAGUACACGAUCAAGGACAAGGAAUGCGUCACUAUUCUGCUGGCAAGACUCCAUCGUGAUCCCGACGUGUAUGGCCCUGACGCAGAAGACUUUGACCCCUCUCGUAUGUUGCCAGACAAGUUCAACAAACUACCUGCGAAUACAUGGAAGCCGUUUGGUCAUGGCGUUCGAGCCUGCAUUGGCAGACCCUUUGCUAUACAGGAGGCAAUCCUUGCGACUGCUACCAUUCUUCAGACAUUCCACAUAACCAAGGACAAUCCGUCAUACCAACUUCAAAUUCGGACAGCUUUAACCAUCAAGCCCCAGGGGUUCAAGAUCCGAGCUAAACUCAGGAACCCUUCAUUUCUCGAAGGUGCUGAACUAGGCCAUGGUAGUGGCUCUGGCAACGCGGCCUCUUCCAAAACACCAUCCAAAGCCCAUGCUGCCAAACAAGAAGGCAAUUCGGAGCCCAUUUCCAUCUUUUUCGGAUCCAACACAGGGACGUGUGAAGCUCUUGCGCAGUCUGUCGCUAGUUCUGCAGAAGAAAAUGGCUAUGCACCCAAAGUUGACUCAUUAGACAACGCAAUCUCGUCGCUCAAGCCCAAUGUGCCGGUAGUGGUAAUUACCGGAAGCUACGAAGGUCAGCCACCAGACAAUGCAGCUCAUUUUGUGGAGUGGCUAGCAUCGCUUUCGUCGGGAGAGCUCAGCAAGGUUCCUUACGCUGUUUUUGGUGUUGGUAAUGAGGAGUGGCAUAACACAUACCAGAGAAUCCCAAGUCUCAUUGACGAACAGCUUGAAAAGGCGGGUGCCACGCGCCUCGUCUCUCGGGCAGCUAUUGAUGUAGCCAAAACCAAUUGCCUCGAGACUAUCGAAGAGUGGCAGGAAAUCCUGCCGCUGAACCAUCCCGACGUUGUCCACCGGGUUAUGAGGAGGUUCCAUCUCCCUUGGGAUACAACUGUUUGCAUCGAUGGUUCCAAAUCGACGAGCCUACCAACAGGCAAGCCGUUUUCCGUACAGAAUCUACUGGCUGGGAUGCUAGAGCUCGGUCAACCAGUCACGGAGCGUCAGGCACUACAGCUGACCGAGACAAUUCCGGACAAGACCAAGUCGGAUGAGCUGAAGGAGCGUGUCAAGCAGGGUAAUCUCUCCAAGCUAAACACUACUUUACUGGACCUCCUGGAGGAUUAUCCAUCUGCGACAUAUUCCUUCGGGCAGUACUUGGCCGCUCUGCCAGCCCUCCAUUUACGCCAAUACAGCAUCUCCUCCUCACCCGUAGCCUCAGCGUCACCGUCCGAGUGCUCCUUGACAUACAGCGUCAUCGACGCCCCUGCCAAGGGCAACUCUCAGGGACAUCGCUAUCUGGGUGUUGCGAGCACUUACCUUGAGCGCCUCCAACCAGGAGAUCAUAUCCAAGUUGGUGUCCGUCCGAGUCGCUCCGGGUUUCACCUCCCAGCCGAGAGCAAGACGCCAAUCGUCAUGGCAUGCGCAGGCACAGGUCUCGCCCCCUUCUACGGAUUCGUAGCGGAGCGCGCCGUCAAGAAGAGCCAGGGCCUGACGGUUGGUACGGCUCAGCUGUUCUACGGCUGUAACGGUCCUGACGAGGACGAUCUUUAUCGUGGGCAGUUCGAUGAGUGGGAGCGUGACGGGGUAGUCAAGGUGUAUCGUGCAUACACAUUUGCCCCGGAAAAGUCAGAGAAUUGCAAGUUCGUGCAAGACAGGAUGUGGUUUGAUAGGCAAGACAUCGUAACGUCAUUCCGAGAGGGCGCCCAAUUCUACAUUUGCGGGGCUGGGAUCGUGGGAAGCAGCAUUCAAAAGGUGUUGGCCAAGAUAAGGGCUGAAGCGGCAGAUUGCGAUCAGGAAUCGGCGUCCGUUUGGCUUGACAGCAUGAAAGGGGAGAGAUACUGGGCCGAUGUUUUUGCUUAA